This is a messenger RNA of Capronia epimyces CBS 606.96, 519 nucleotides long. RefSeq lists its product as uncharacterized. Gene Ontology annotation, biological process: regulation of transcription by RNA polymerase II. The coding region runs from base 1 to 519 and encodes 172 amino acids. The transcript has a single exon. The record is from RefSeq and is a predicted model, not a curated record. Gene Ontology annotation, molecular function: DNA-binding transcription factor activity, RNA polymerase II-specific. Gene Ontology annotation, cellular component: nucleus. Lineage: Eukaryota; Fungi; Ascomycota; Eurotiomycetes; Chaetothyriales; Herpotrichiellaceae.
AUGGUAGACACAAGCAGCACCCCUUCUGGCCAAUGUGCCGCUUGCCGCAAGACCACCAACCUGAAACGCUGUGCCAAAUGCAAGACCACCCAAUACUGCUCUCAAGAAUGCCAAAAGACCGACUGGAAGGAACACAAGAAGUCAUGCAGCAAGAACGCCCCGGAUAGAAGCAACCCCAGCUUCAGCACCGGCGGCAGCGGCAGAGCAUCGGCAGGUAUCGCAGCCAUCGACAAACCGUUCACGGCCCUCAGCAAGAAGAAAUGGCUCCACAACCGGCCCGAGGCGGAAGUGUACGCUUUGCUCAUUGACAUAUAUCGCAUGCGGGUUGAAGAUGACUACAAGUUCUCCGGCGACGUCGACAUGGACAGCAUCUACGGAGGCGCUCCAAACGGGUUCGCAGGAUUCCGACGUUUCCUUCGACAAGUCGAGCGGAAGCCUGGCCUAUUGCCGGACUGGUGGUCGAAGGAGAAAGCAGCCGUGUGUGUACGCCACGGCAAAGCGGUGGCUGGAGCGACUUGA